AUGCUUCUUGACGCUUUCAAGACUACAAAGAGAGAACAAAUGGUUGACUCCGACUCAGACAUUUUGGAUGCAAUUGAAGGAAUUGCAAGUGUCAAGUUCGAAUGGUACCAACCUAACCCUCAAGCAGUCAGACAACAUGUUUGUUAG
Molecule: messenger RNA, 147 nt
Organism: Trichomonas vaginalis G3
Lineage: Eukaryota; Parabasalia; Trichomonadida; Trichomonadidae
Exons: 1
Coding region: 1-147 (48 amino acids)
Source: RefSeq, a predicted model, not a curated record